Messenger RNA from Heterotrigona itama, 1288 nucleotides. The record is from the annotation of a GenBank genome assembly. Lineage: Eukaryota; Metazoa; Arthropoda; Insecta; Hymenoptera; Apidae.
GUCGAAACGGUUGAUCGAAUCUGGACUAUCGCCAAAGAUGUAUAAUUUAACAUUUUCCUCUUCCUUGAACAAGGAAUCACAAGGAACAAGGGGAUACUCGACGAGAAAGCCUUUCAAAACAGCGGCGUUUUUGUUGCUUAGUUGGUCUGUAUUUUCGAUUGAAUUAAGUAAUAGUCAAUGCGACUAUUCCGUUAAAUUAACUUCUACGCAUCCCGUUCAGUAUCUUCAAUAUCAGUACUAUAAGGAGGCAGUAUCAUGUUCGUGGACAGUCACGAGCGAUUAUAAAGUUAAUUUAUCUUGUUCUGUAUUUGAAUUACCAUGGAGUGCCGAUUGCUUUCUUGACAGACUAGCUGUGCAAAUCGGUCCUUCUGCUGUACAUCGAUAUUGUGGUAAUGGAACGUUUAAUAUACAAUCUGAAUCAAACUCUAUGGUUAUAACACUGCAAUCGCCAAUCUGGUCGAAUGGCGGUCGAUUUUUUUGUGAAGUGAAAUCAUUGUCUAGACCGCAAAAUCCUGAAAACUGUUCAUGUGGAAGAAAAAAUCCCAGCCGGAUAGUCGGUGGAACUAAUGUUGGAGUAAAUGAGUUCCCUAUGAUGUGUGGUCUUGUGGAUGCCCAAUUACGAAUUGUGUUCUGUGGAGCUACUAUAAUAUCCGACAGAUACGUAUUAACUGCAGCGCAUUGCAUCAUUAAUAGAGAUUUUCAAUAUUUGGGGGUCCUUGUUGGGGAUCAUGAUUUGCAGACAGGUUGGGGAACAACGGAUUUCGGUGGUCCAACUUCUGAUAUUUUACAAAAAGUUACUGUAAGCGUACUUACGAAUCAACAGUGUUCUAAAACUUACCCGAAUGUAACUACAAAUCAAAUCUGUACCUAUGCUGAGGACAAGGAUUCGUGUCAAAUGGAUAGUGGUGGGCCAGUUUUAUGGCAAAAUCCUACGACUAGGCGACUUGUCCUGAUAGGGAUCAUUAGUCUGGGUAGAGGUUGUGCUAUUGCUGCUGGUUUAAAUACUAAAGUUGGUUCUUACAUAGAUUGGAUUGUUUCAGUAACUCAAGGUAUGACUUUAAAAUAUAUAUAUAUAUAUAUAUAUAUAUAUAAACUAAUUUUAAUCUCCGCAAUUUUAUUAUUUCAGACGCCUCGUAUUGUACCGUUGAAUAAAGUAAUUUGAUUGAUGGCUUGAUUCUUAUCAAGAAAAUCUCACACUUUUAUAAGUUUAAAAGUUUCUUAGAGAGAUGAUAAGAAUGACACACUGUGUCAGACAAGCAAUCAUCAUGCAUUGCUCUUAAAUGAUUAG